Messenger RNA from Herpailurus yagouaroundi (jaguarundi), 2083 nucleotides. RefSeq names its product ethanolamine-phosphate phospho-lyase (gene ETNPPL). The transcript is spliced from 13 exons. Bases 144 to 1712 code for a protein of 522 amino acids. The record is from RefSeq and is a predicted model, not a curated record. Lineage: Eukaryota; Metazoa; Chordata; Mammalia; Carnivora; Felidae. Gene Ontology annotation, molecular function: ethanolamine-phosphate phospho-lyase activity; transaminase activity; pyridoxal phosphate binding. Gene Ontology annotation, cellular component: mitochondrion.
ACUGACAUUUCUGGACUUUUUUUUUUCUUCGCAUAAAAGCAAGCUAACGCAUCAGCCUGAUGCUGCCUCAUUGAUGGCUUUAAAAAUUGUUUUCGAUUUGACCGUGACCCUCAAACAUAGACUUUCUCCGGGAAAAACAGCUGAUGCUAUCAGGCUCAGCCAAACCUGCCAGGAGCCCUCUUAACCCUGUAUUAGCAGAUGAGAUCGGCCGUGCGAAGAGCAAAAUAAACACAAGACUCCUAGGGAAGAGGUUCCAAGAAGAAUAUAGGCCCUCAUGCAAAGUGUUCUUCGCUGCGGAUCCCAUCAAAAUAGUGCGAGCCCAGGGGCAGUACAUGUUUGACGAGAAAGGUGAACAGUACCUGGACUGCAUCAACAACGUGGCGCACGUGGGACACUGUCACCCGGAAGUGGUCACGGCUGCCCUGAAACAGAUGGAAAUGCUAAACACAAAUUCUCGAUUCCUUCAUGACAAUAUUGUUGAGUAUGCCAGGCGCCUUUCAGCAACCCUGCCGGAGACGCUCUCUGUUUGCUAUUUUACAAACUCAGGAUCUGAAGCCAAUGACUUAGCCUUACGCUUGGCUCGGCAGUUCAGAGGCCACCAAGAUGUGAUCACUCUUGACCAUGCUUACCAUGGUCACCUAUCAUCUUUAAUUGAGAUCAGUCCAUACAAAUUCCGAAAGGGCAAAGAUGUCAAGAAAGAAUUUGUGCAUGUGGCACCAACUCCAGAUACUUACAGAGGAAAAUACAGAGAAGAUCAUGCAGACCCAGCCGGCGCUUAUGCAGAUGAAGUGAAGAAAAUUAUUGAAGAAGCUCAUAACAGUGGAAGGAAGAUUGCUGCCUUUAUUGCUGAAUCCAUGCAGAGUUGUGGCGGACAAAUAAUUCCUCCAGCAGGCUACUUCCAGAAAGUGGCAGAAUAUGUACACAGAGCAGGAGGUGUGUUUAUAGCUGAUGAAGUUCAGGUGGGCUUUGGCCGAGUUGGGAAACAUUUCUGGAGCUUCCAAAUGCAUGGUGAAGAUUUUGUUCCAGACAUUGUCACAAUGGGAAAACCAAUGGGCAAUGGCCACCCAAUGGCAUGCGUUGUAACAACCAAAGAAAUUGCAGAGGCCUUCAGCAGUUCUGGGAUGGAAUACUUCAAUACGUAUGGAGGAAAUCCAGUAUCUUCUGCUAUUGGUUUGGCUGUCCUGAAUGUAAUUGAAAGUGAAGACCUUCAAGGAAAUGCCACAAGAGUGGGGAAUUAUCUUACUGAAUUACUCAAUAAACAGAAGGCUAAACAUACUUUAAUAGGAGAUAUCAGGGGCAUUGGCCUGUUUAUCGGAAUUGACUUGGUGAAGGACCAGCAGAAAAGGACCCCCGCCACAGAUGAGGCUCAACAUGUCAUCUACAAGAUGAAAGAAAAGCAAGUGCUUCUCAGUGCCGACGGACCUCAUAGAAAUGUGCUUAAAAUAAAACCACCUAUGUGCUUCACUGAAGAAGAUGCCAAGUUUAUGGUGGACCAACUCGAUGAGAUUCUAACAGUUGUGGAAGAAGCCAUCGGAGCCAAAAGUGAGAGUGUGACCUCUGAGAAUACUCCGUGCAGAACAAAGAUGCCUAACAAAGCACAGUCGGAAUUGCUCAGUGAAGGCACCUCGGAUCCCAGAGAAAAUCCCAGCCGAAAGAGAAAUGGAUUGUGCACAGAUAAGCACUCGCUGCUCAGUAAGAGGCUCAAGACAUGAGAGAUUAACAUUUUAAAGCAGGAUAAAUAUCCAGGGUUAUAGAGAAUGAAUGGAAGUGUCUCUUCGGUUAGUACCUGUGUUGUACCCUCUAACAGUAGAAUUUGCAUUUCAUUUAGAUGUGUAAAUAAAAAGGUAACAGAGUGAAAAGAAUAAGCCAAGUGAAAAUCAAACCAUGUCAAGAUUAUUAGUUCAGCCUCUAGCCUGUUAAUUCCCUACUUGCGAUUUCUGAAAGUACUUUAUUUAUUCUACUAAACUUAUGCUUCAAACUGAAUAUUAAGUUGGCAGUUUACUGCUCAUGUGUUAAUGUUUGAAAUGAGAGCAAAGUACAAUAGGUCCCUUAACUUUAGAGACGUGAUGCCUUAAAAUAUGAA